AUGACGACGUCGUCUCUGUCGUCGGCGCUGAGCUCGAUGGAGGUGAUGCUGGACGCGCUCAUGCAGAGAGGGAUCGGGAAGCCGGACGACAAGCCCAAGGAGGACACAGCGCCGCCGGCGCUGCCCACGCGCCCCACCGUGAGAGGCCGGCCUCCCUCCGUGCAUAGGCCGGGUUCCCCGGCACCAUGGCAUAAUCGGCCACCCUUGGCCCCGAUUCCUCCGCCGCCCCAGGAAGAAGAAGAAGAACGGGAGAAGGAGAAAUGCACAAUCAAUUUGGAGCUGGAAAUGCGGGCUAUUAAGGCGGAGGAAGAUGUGAAGCAGAGGGACGACGACGUGAGACACAAGGACGAGGAGAUCUCCGGGCUGAGGCAGCAGGUGGAGCACUACGAGUCGCGGCUCUCGGAGUGCGAGGCCAAGAUGAGGGCCGUGGAGGAGGAGCUGCAGAGGCAGAUCGCCGCCCUGCAGCAGCAGGUGGAGGCACGCUCGUUGCAGAUGUCUCACAGCGUUGCGGUUGCGGGUAGACCGUCGACGAGCUGCCAUCACCGCCGGGAACUAUCCAGCGUCGGUAUCACGCGGGCUCCGCAACCUCCGGUCGCAACGGCUGCAGAGGAGCCGUCAUCGGCGCAGCGCCAUGAACAUCAUGCCGACGCUAGCGCGAAGAAGAACCACCCGGAGAACCUCACGGAGGAGUUCGUGCGGGAGAAGCAGGCGUUCGAGCACGCGGCGAAGGCGGUGGCCGAGGUGAAGCCGGGCACCAUGUCCGUCGACGAGCUCAGGAUGCUGAAGCGGCAGUUCGUCGCCUGGAGGAAGGAGUACGCGACCCGGCUGCGCAAGGCCAAGGCGGAGCUCAGGAAGCGCGUGCACUCGGAGAAGAGCCACGGCCACGGCCACGGCCACGACCAAGCUGCUGGCCACGGCGGCAACCAGCGGCGCCGGUGGUGCGGCUGGUGGAGGACGAUCAAGAUGCCCAAGUUCAGGGCCCCGAAGAGGUGCUGCACUUGCUCCAUCAAGUUCCCGAGCCCUUCGUCCUGCUGUUCCUGCUUUUCUUGCUGCUUUCGGCGCCACCGAUAG
Messenger RNA from Lolium rigidum, 1071 nucleotides. Its product is annotated as myosin-4-like. The transcript has 2 exons. The record is from RefSeq and is a predicted model, not a curated record. Lineage: Eukaryota; Viridiplantae; Streptophyta; Magnoliopsida; Poales; Poaceae. Bases 1 to 1071 code for a protein of 356 amino acids.